AUGAUCAGCAUCGAGAAUUCCGGCACUAGGGUUCUCCCAGACAUAUUCAACGCGGUUGUACUGAUCACCAUAAUCUCUGCGGGCAACUCCAACGUGUAUAUCGGCUCAAGGGUCCUGUACAGCCUAUCCAAAAACAGCUUGGCACCCAAGUUUCUGUCGAUCGUUACCACGGGCGGAGUCCCCUACUUUGCCGUUUUGGCGACAUCCGUAUUCGGAUUCCUGGCUUUCUUAGAGACUUCUGCAGGCAGUGGCAAGGCCUUCAACUGGCUGUUGAACAUCACUGGUGUGGCAGGUUUUUUUGCAUGGCUGCUGAUUUCGUUCUCGCACAUCCGUUUUAUGCAAGCGAUAAGCAAACGCGGAAUAUCGAGGAAUGAUCUGCCUUACAAGGCCCGCAUGAUGCCGUACCUAGCUUACUAUGCGUCCUUUUUCAUCGCCCUGAUAGUUCUGAUCCAAGGAUUUACCGCAUUUGCGCCCAUUUUCCAGCCUGUAGAUUUUGUCGCCGCAUACAUAUCGGUCUUCCUGUUUGUGGCAAUCUGGAUCACAUUCCAGGUUUGGUUCAAGUGUCCCAUAAUCUGGAAGUUGCAGGACGUCGACAUAGAUUCCGACCGCCGUGAAAUAGAGGAGCAGGUAUGGAUAGAACCCUUACACAAAACCAAAUGGCAGUGCGUGUGGGAUGUCCUUGCAUAG
Molecule: messenger RNA, 687 nt
Organism: Saccharomyces eubayanus
Lineage: Eukaryota; Fungi; Ascomycota; Saccharomycetes; Saccharomycetales; Saccharomycetaceae
Gene: ALP1
Product: arginine permease ALP1
Exons: 1
Coding region: 1-687 (228 amino acids)
Biological process (GO): amino acid transmembrane transport
Cellular component (GO): membrane
Molecular function (GO): amino acid transmembrane transporter activity
Source: RefSeq, a predicted model, not a curated record